Molecule: messenger RNA, 8565 nt
Organism: Vollenhovia emeryi
Lineage: Eukaryota; Metazoa; Arthropoda; Insecta; Hymenoptera; Formicidae
Gene: Pcl
Exons: 8
Coding region: 1177-3798 (873 amino acids)
Biological process (GO): chromatin organization; regulation of DNA-templated transcription
Cellular component (GO): nucleus
Molecular function (GO): chromatin binding; DNA binding
Source: RefSeq, a predicted model, not a curated record
UGCGCCGGACUGUUUUUUUAAUGAGACGCCGAUCAUAUGAUCGCGCGCGACCGCAUACCCGUGCCUCCAAUUGUGCAACAACGUCUCGCCCGUAGCUGGGCGACGGACGACGCGCGGCCAAGUCCCCCUCGAGCGCGCGUCACCUCGCACGUUGCGUUGCCGCGGACGCUCCCCUGGCGUCCGAGGCGACGAUGCGAACCGAGUCGCGUGUCGUCUCGUCGACUGCCCUCGAGAGCUUACCCCCCCCCCCGAGAGCGCGGUUUGCGUACGAGAUCUUGACCGUCCUGUAUUCUAGGGCCGUACGGGAAUUCUGCGGCUUGCUGCCGAGGCUUCUCGGUAACCAGCGAGAAACCAUGAAAAGCCGUGUCCCCUUCGAGGAUUGUCCUCGCCGUUGGAUGCCGCUGGUUGACGAUACCGAGAAGCGUCGCUAGCAACGUUACAGAAUCCCCGCACUGGUCUACGAUACACUAGGUAAGCCUGGAGCAAGGAAAUCUAUUUCAUCUCUCGCUCCUGCUUGAGCUCUUGCGUUUACUUUCGGCGAAUCGAAGCUUGUGCCACCGAUAUUUCGCCCUUAUUUCAGUUUCUUUACGGCGAAAGGUUAUGAUUCUCCUGCGCUUAAGGUCACUAUUGCAUUUGUCGCACGACACAUGCUUUAAGCGCGUUGACUGGCUACAAGCUAGAAAAUUUUUAGCUUGUAGCCAGAAAAAAAAAGCUAAAAAAUUUCUAGAUCUUGGAGAAUUUUCCUAUCCUGGAGCCAAUCGACACGCUUGCCGCUCGACAAGUGUAACACAAAUCUGAUUUGCUGCAGGCUUGCUCCAUUUGCGGUAGACUAGGCCUUCGAUUUUUGUUUGAUGUGUAGGUUAGCGUGCAGUGGCCGAAAACGUGUUCGCUCCCUCUGCCUUUUCGCAUCGUGGCGUGAUAGAAAACAAUUGCAAACUUAUCUCUCAUGCUAUCGCGUAUAUUAGUUAAGAGAUUCGGUAAGAGAAUAGUAGAGAAGAUUAGUAAUUAUUUGUCGUGUAUUUUCUCACAUUUAAGUCACCGACAGGGAGUUUGCAGGGAGUUAUUCGUAUUCCUUAUUGCUGCAGCUGCGACAAGCUCGAUCUAGCUUCUAGUAGGUGUACGCUCGAUCACGCUUGAUUGUAAUAGUUGUCUUGUGUUUCAGAAACAGGGUAGAAAAUGUCAGAGCCUGAGGAAAGUCUGGCGGCGCCCGAUAGUACCACAAGGGAACAGCGGGUUGGCUUCUCUCACGGAGACGAUGUUCUUCAGCACAGAGAUGGCAAAUAUUACCUUGGUACAGUUGUCGAGGUGGACUUGGCAGGGGAGAGAUGUCUUGUCAACUUUCUGGACAACACAUCUUCCUGGUCGUCGUUUAAAGAGCUGGCAAAAUUGGCUAUGCCAGACUCGGAUGUUAUGUGUGUCCUCUGCAAAAAGUCUCAGCCUAAGACCGACAAUGACAUUGUUGUCUGCGACAAAUGUGGCCGUGGCUAUCACCAAAUGUGUCACCAGGUGCGCAUCAGAAUACUUAUUCGAUAUACUGAGAUCGUAGAAAUAAGUUAUACGUCAGAAACUGACGGAGACGUGAAGUACGGUUUAAUAAAUGAAGAACAUAACAUGCGUUUGCAGCCCGAAAUACCAAAACCAGAGCCAGGUAAAGAUAGUCACUGGAUAUGUAAAAGAUGCACAGAUAGCCAGCCACGUACGCGUGAAUCUUGCGAGCCGAAAAACUCCAUGGUUAAAGCAAGCAUCAGAAAGGUUUGCAGCGGCAGGGACCAACCUCAACCACCACCAGAUGACAUGACAAAAUUGCCAUAUGAUCCCGAUAUGCUAAGUUGGGAUCAUCAUCACAGAGUGAACGCCGAACAAAUUUAUUGUUACUGUGGACUUAAUGGCGAAUGGUAUGCACAGAUGUUACAGUGCGGUCGUUGUAAGCAAUGGUUUCAUGAAAAGUGCAUCAGGUGCUUAACUUAUCCCUUGUACAGUGGUGAUAGAUUUUAUGUAUUUGUUUGUUCAAUGUGCAAUCAUGGGAAAGAAUUUGUUCGGCGUUUAGAAAUGAAGUGGGUAGAUCUGGUGCACCUGAUGUUGUACAAUCUGACUGUUUAUAACGCUAAAAAGUAUUACGACUUCGACACCGUUAUUAUACCUUACGCGAAUGACAACUGGUUGACCCUGCAGCUUCCACCGCGGAUUAGAGAUGUCAGUGUUGAAGUACGCAGAGAAUCAAUAUUGACAGUGUUGACGAACAAUAGAAACAGGUUCAAGUGCGGUAAGGAAAUCAAGAAGCGCACCACAAUAUGGGGUCUCCGUACCAGACUGCCGCCACCUUCUCCAUUUAUCAGCCUUCCAGUAUCCGGCGAGAUAGACGAUUCUGUGUUACGCAGAUGUUGGGCUGGUAAUAAAAGACUGCAAUACCUUCCACCACCAACAGGCCCGGUAAGUUUGCCAGAAAGUACAAAACAAUUGAUUGCGUUGAAACAAAAGGUGGCAGAGGAUGUUGAAAUUCCUGUCAGUCCUACACACUUGGUAAUGCGGGGUACGCUUUAUCAAAAUUCGGAAGCAGAACAAAGUUCGUGUCCAAGUCCACCUCCAUUAACAGAAUCCAGUCAAUCAAUAGAAUCGUUAAGAAGCAGAUAUUGCAGUAUAGGCGGCGGUUUUGUAAAAAAAUCAUUCCCAUUUCCUAAGUUGAGUGUACACAAAAGAAUUCGUCGUCUACUAGCAUUAGGCAAUUCACGGAAAAGAAUGCUACGUAAACAGAAGAAAAGGGAGAAAGCGUGUGGAGAUAGUACGAAGGAAAUAUCGUUAGAAGACCGAGAAGCGAGAUACAGGAAAGCAAGAAUAUUAUUGAAAAAUGCCAUUGCCAAGGUAAAGGAAAGGAAGAGCAAACCACAGAGCUCGGAGGCGUCCGAUUUACCUCCGACACCACCAACCUCCGUUUCCGGACCGCCGACACCGCCAGCUGCAACGUCGGGCAUAUCCGAGCUGUCUGUGCCUAGUUCUGUGGAUCUUAUGCAUCCUCUGCCACCUUCGACGCCGGCGGACACGAGUGGCGACGAGACCAGUUCGAGAGGAACCCUCGAUUCUUUUAUUCCACCACCCAAAGAUUUCGAGGGGAAGAAUAAUCCGUUCAGUGAUUUAGUGGGCACACCCUGUAGCCUUAAUCAAGUAAACUCGAGUACGCCGUUACCCUACAACCAGUGCCCCAUCACGUUGCCUCUGCCACUGACGCCUGUGAUCUCGCAACCGCCGGUGGUGCGUCCGGCCAAGAGGCAGUUAUCGGAGAAGGAUAUUAUCGUUGACAGAAACGGACAGGUGAAGCGUAGAAGGCAGCAUCGGCGGGGACGUCCGCCCAUCCAGCAGCAAGUCCAGCAACAAUUUCAGCACACCGCUAGCAAGACGGCGGCUAUUCUACCGGCUCGUAAUAACGAAGUUAAAAGUGAAUUUGCCAGGAAUUUAAGAAGUUCAUUUAAUGGUGCCUCGAGCAGUGCAAGUAGUCAAAUUGGGAAUUGUGUGGAUUAUGCCUUAAAUGGUAGGAGGUUGAGACAGCGGCAAAGUAAUGAUAAAUUACCUCCUCCCGAUCCGCAACCGCAAAGAAAGAGCAGCCUGUCUUCAUCCCCAAAGUGUUCGCCUGUGAAGCAAAGUGCGCCCGACAUAUCUCUGGAUGAUCUAAAAUCGUCGGUGAAUAUUUACUUCGGUGCGGCUAAUAGAAUAGCCGCUGGUGAAAAGUUUGCUAUGAAAGCGAAGAGGAUAGGGCCGAACGGUCAGAUGCAGUACCUCAUCGAAUGGGAGGGACUCAAUACUUAACGGUAAAUAAUCCGCUUACUACGAAUACAUUGCAAUCGUAUACAAAUUUUUAAGUUGAGAUCAAGCGUAAGGCAUCCUGUAAUCAAUCUUCUCGAUUUGCUUUUACAGCGAAAUGAUUGUGAUCGAUUGUUUUGCGUUACAUGCACUGCCACUUGUUACGUACAUUUCAUUAAAAUGUAUGUAUUUAUCGGCGUAGAAUAUGUGAGUGUUCUUGUAAACGUAUGUUUCUCAUUUCAGUCUUGCGCGACAUUUUUAUUACGCUUAUGAUAGACAUUAUUGUUAGACAAUGAAUUCAUCGUCCCAUUUAGAAUAAAAUUGACUUAUCGAAUGUGUGUGUAUCAAAUUAUGUUGCUCGACGAUCUUUUUUUUUACGUUCAUCUAUUUUUAAUCUAUUUUUUUUAUUUUAAUAGAAACAAAGUAUACGAUACACGUUGAUUCUCUCGUACACUUAUCACCGCUCACACACAUGUACAUCUGAAACGAAUACACACACCGAAAUGCUCGUUUGGAAAAAAAAAACGUUUGCAAGAACAACCGGAUGUAUUGCUUGUAAUCUGUAAAUAGUGUAGCAUAGUAGACUUGCGGAAGUGAUCGAAGUAAUCCACGCGAGAACAGUCCCAUGUGACUUGCAUUCAUCUACAGAAAGAUUGGCCAAUCGUCUUCUCUAAGUAUCACGGACAAACCAUGAGUAUGAAUCAACAAGAAAAAAAGAACCGAGUCGAACCAGAUACUUGUUCCUCUUACUUGUGCUAACGUACUAGCGAAUGUUAGUGGUUAGCGGUAAAGAGUAAAGCAAAGCAGACAUCCUGCAAAGGUUAUUUUUCAAUACACUCGUAGAGGUAAUCGUCGCCUUCUGUAACUUCAUUGUCUUGGGUCGCAAUUCCGCUUGUUCUUUCGGUGGUCAAUGACACGACGCAAAUCAAAAAUUCUCAAUAAAGGAACUCGACUUUUACGCUCGCGAAUCAAUUUGCAUGACAUUGAAUGCAUUAAAGGGACGCAAUUGUAAUAUAAUAUAAUCGUACGGAUCAGACGCAAGUCAGUUGUAUUUGAGACGAUGAAGGUACAGAUUUAGCAUUGCUCAUUAUUAUACAAGACUAAGAGAAAACGGCACAUCUGUCUCGUACCAUUUGAAAUUAAACGAACGGCGCACUGAAUAUGUAAGUAAUUGGCCAAGUUAUCUGUGCAAAAAUAAUACCGUAAAUAUGGACUACUCGAAAAACUGUGUUAUCAGGCAUACGAUACGUGAGCUCAUUAUUGUGUAGCUGUGCACUGUAAAAAAAACGAUCUUCAUGCGUUAAAAACUAGAAGCUAAAUUACUAUUGUACAUAAAAAUAGGUUGGUAUCUAAACUGUCAUGUAACGCAGUUAGAUACUAGUAGUCGGUAAUUGUAACAGUCUCGCAAAUUACCUUACAAUAAUUUUUGAUACAGAUUAUUUUAUACGACUCUGGACCCUGCUGGGAUUAUUGCGUAAGAAGCAUUUUGUACCUCAAACUGCACAGAAUCUAUGGUCAUAACUUACUAAUCAGAAAAUAUAAGCAACUAUAGGGGGAUAUAAAGUAGACAUUGCAGUAGUAGCCACGAUUAGAGACUCAAAUCAAAAGAGCUUAUUAGAAAUGUGAACUGAACAUUUCAUUUUCGGUCUAUGAUGAGUUAUAGAGAUUCGUUCUUACAAUGGAACCUUGUUUUGCAUCUGUUCAUGACGCGUCGCUGACGGGAAAUCAAUGUACAAAUCCUUGUUUCUGGUGUUUUACGUCAAUUGGAAACCCUAUCGGAAACAAUUUUAAUUGUGACAGUUGCUUAUGCACGAUUGUAAUGAUCUUUUAGAAGCGUAUCUACGUUUUUUUUUAAUAUAAAUUAAUUCUUAUCGAAUCUUGCUUAAAUUCAAUAAGUGAAUGUCAUCUUAGAUAAUUUAUUUUCGAGUUUCUCUCAUUAGACUAAAAUGGCGAAUCCAUAAAGAAAACUCAUGCUCGAACGUCAACAUUAUGAAACAUAGGAAUUCAUCACUGCUAUUUAUUUAAACUUCCUAAUGCAAUGGCACUUUUGCAUUUUGGUUUCUUGGAAGAGGCUCAAGCAACCUGAGGCCACUGUGGUAUGAAAUGAGAGAUCCUUCACGAAUCGUCUUUUUAUUGUAGUCGGUAAAAUUUUAAGCGAGUCAAACGAGUGUGUCAAAAAUUUCGAAUCUUCCUUUCAUCAACCUUUAGACGAGUAAUUUUUUUUAAACCGUAUACAAUGGUGGAUAUUCUUUUCGUACCUUUCGACUACGGCAACUCACGUUUCAUAUACGUAUUUCUCACAACUUUCGUAAUGCGUUGUCUAGCGAUGUUAUUUAAAAAAUUUCCAUUAACAUUAUAUACACGUAUGUAUGUGAUUUCAUGUAGUUACAACAAUUUCAAGAAUAUCUUUUUCGAUUCAUACCACAGCAGACUAUUGACAUCUUUUCUAGAGUGAUACGUAGGUAAUAUUGGACGAAGACAAGAAAUGGAAAACACUGCCAAAUUUCUAAGUUAUAUUUAAUAAAAGACGUCGGACAUUAUUGCGUUAUGGUAUGUAAUGACGUUUAAUUAAAUCGAAUUGCGAUUCAUACUUAUCGUCGCGCGUUAUUUCGCGGGCGAAUUUCGCGGAGAUGUAUCGCUAACAAAUUUCAUUUCAACGAAGCCAUUUCAUGCGAGUCGCUGAAAGCAAGAUGAGGCGUGAACCUAAACGGUUUCCCGCAUUUUGAUGUGAGAGAUGGCGUAGGGGAGGCGAAAACUCGAAUAGCUUGUUGAACAAAGUUGAAGAGGCGUACGGCAUUUCUGGUACAUUUUUCUACAACUCCGUCUCCAGUUGCACGAUAACAAUGGCCGAGUCUAGGACGUGAAACCAAAAGGACACAAGGUCGAAAGAAACACAAACGUAUAGAUUGAGGCUUUAACUCCUUAGUCAAGGUGAAUUGUAAAGACUGCAAAAACCGUAGGAUUGUACGUGUAAUAUGCUAUUGCAUUCUCUAGCCUUGACCUGGUAUUUAUUGAUACCUUGUUUUCCUUUAUAUGUACGUAGCAACGAAGUAAGUUCCAUUAGGCGGUAACUAAUUCUAUCAGCCAUGAAUCUAAUUUGAAUAUUGUACGGUUAUCGAUAACCGAAGCGAUAAAAGGACAAAAUGCCUAAAUGUAAAUGCCGAGAGUUCAGUAUUCGCAAAAAGGAAGUCAUUAAUGCUGCUUUUAUAUUAUCUUGCGUCUGAUAUAAGAACUGAUGUUUGUUAAUUCGUAUCGAAGAAACUUAUUAAUUUAUUAAUUUAUCAGAUCAGAUUGAGCCGAGCUAGCUAGCGAAAAGUAAGAGUUUCGAACAGUUUUUUGUCCAAUUCAUCAUUUAUAGAAAAGAUUCCUAGUCGAUUUAUGCGCAAUCUCGUCCGUCUGUGCUUCUAGAUCUGGCCUUAAAAGAGUAUUGCCACGUGCAAUGAAUAAUGAAUUUUACGAAAGUUUUUUGAAAUCUUAUCACACAUUUUACUAGCAGAAUGUAUAGUAAAGUUUCCAAAAACUCAUACAGUGCUUCGAAAUGCCACGUUGUCCCACGAUUACAUGAUUUUCGUGGCAAAUUUUAAGGGAAAAAUCUGUCGGUGUAUCAUCGAUGAUGAAAUAGUCCUUUUUCUAAAACCGAAAGUAGCGCUUUGCGAGUCCUAAGCCUCUCCCACGCUCAUCUCCGUCGGUAUAACGAUACUAAAAGCGAUGCGAGACAAUUCCGUCGACGAUCCGUUGGCCGUUUCUUUCCCUUUAGCCGUAUGCUUAAGUAGGAUAAACGAAGGACAACACUGCGUCGCACCGACGCGACGGUGCAUUACUAAACGAUAUAAGCCGUUCGACCACGCGUUCCGACAUUGGGAGCGUCAUCUUCGCGACCUUCGCCGCGUUUUUGUACGAGAGUUUACACACGACUUCUACGCGUCCAGGGCGAACGACCGUCGCGGUCGGCGUCGGCGGAACAGCCGUCCCCCCAGGUCUAUCUCUGUCGCGCGUGGAAGUCGGAAAGUUCGGAGAGGAGAGCCCGUUAUUAAAGUUAACGCGCCGGCCCGCGGCGAUGAUUUUAAUCGCCGCGACGAAGCGCGGCCCCGCACGUCCCGCAGAGCCGAGGGAGAUGUUGUCUAGUUAAUUAUCGCUAUCGCGAGACGAGGUUGACGUUCGUUCGGCCGUGCGUGCCGUGCGUGCGAGCGCGUCGAAUCGGCGCGGCCGUGCGCGUCUAAUCGGAGCGGAACGUGCGGCCAGGGAGAUGGCAUGAGAGGGCGAAAGUUAUACUGCCAGUAUCGUGUGUACAUAUACUAUAUGACUCCCGCAUCCUCCUUCAUCGCUCGCCCUCCCCCUUUUUUUAAGCGUAUAAAAUAAUCCUCACACACAGGUAUCACACCCAAGCGUAGCGCAUAUAGUUCAUACGUUGUAUUACCGUUUGUACGUUUGCGACGAUUACGGAGCGCGCGAUAACAGAGCUCGAAGGAGGCUCGGCGUCGCGUCGCGUUCCGCAGCCGGGGGGUCCCACCGUUACGAGACUUCGAUCAGAGCGAGACAGCGGAGAAUCGCGGUAUCCCGGCGCUCGCGAGAUGCGUUCUCCAUAUCCUUGCGGCGCGUCCCCGACCGCGUGGGGGACCGGGGAGUUCCUCGAGUGAGGCUUCUUACGCGGAUUCGACAAUUGUACAUUUUUCUCCCGUCGUGUGCUUCAAUCGUGUCGACUACGAAGAAAUUUUUAUUUUAUUCUUUAUUCGCUUCAUUGAUUCACUUAUAAUAUUUAUUAUACACACACAC